Molecule: messenger RNA, 884 nt
Organism: Stylophora pistillata
Lineage: Eukaryota; Metazoa; Cnidaria; Anthozoa; Scleractinia; Pocilloporidae
Source: RefSeq, a predicted model, not a curated record
UCCUAGAUCAUGGCAAGCAAUAUCGGUCGCAUCUUGUUCAAUCUUUAGAGUUAACUUUCAUGGAUGGAAGUCAUCCAGUAGGAGAAGAAAGUGACAGCGAUGUUGUUGAUAGUGACAACAGUGAAAGUGAAUCGUGUUUUGAUGACCUUUCUUCGGGCGAGGAAGUUUUUGGUGAAAGAAUGAUUCGAAUGCCAGCGCCAUGUGACAGAUGCUCACGGCUAAUAUGCAAAGAUGAAUGUUACAGUCAAAAGACUGGGAAGUGUUGCGUGUGUGAUGAUGUCGCUGACAAAGGAUGUUAUUGCAAACGAUGCUAUGUCAUAAGUACCGGGAUUUGCUCUGAGUGUAAUGCUGAAGCUGGGAAUGGAUUUUGCAAAAGAUGCUACAGCAGUAGGACCGGAAAGUGCUGCCAAUGCGAUAGAAUAACUGAGCAGGGAAUGUAUUGCAAUGAAUGCUAUGACUCAAACUGGCCGCCACCCCUCCGAAUUGAAGUAUCCUCUGGAGGAGAGCAUUUCAAGUUUUAUGGCAGGGAGAGAGACUUGCAGAAAUACAUCAAUGUUGCAAAUCAUGGUCAGCGCCGAGAAUUAGAUUUUAAAGACAUUUCCGACUAACAUUUUUCCUCUAACAUAUCAAUUAUGUUUCGUUAUCAUUGAGAUUCUUUGAAGACAUGACCAGUAGCUAAUCUUAAGUGUUUGGUUUAGUUUCUCUAUAUCUUUGAUCUAAAGCAUUAAGUCAAUAAGAAAUUGAAAUAAAUUUGUGCUCUAAGGGAUGCUAGUUAAUCAGGGGGAUCACGCACAAGAGUGAAGAAGCGGUUUUUUCAUUUUGUUUUUCAGUUGUACUAAUGUAACAGUAAAGAAAUAAAGAUCUUUUGUGUGCCAGUUAUUUAA